GGAUCAUGGCGGACCACAUUCAAAUUAAAUUCCAAUAACGCUACCCAUUCCUAUUCAUCUCCACCAACGGACGCGCACCAGUAAUUCAAAUAUGGGGCGGGCCAAUCUAGAUAGUAAAUUCAAACUCAUGCCUUCAUUUAUAAGGAAGAAGGUUUUCAUGAUCAGCAUUUCAUGCACCUUUUGAUCGACGUUUUGAUGACAUUGUUUUUGGUUGCUAUUCGGUACAUUCAAGUGCAACCAGCUAAAACAGAAAGAGUGUCGCCGGGAAGUCGGAAUCAAAGGUCUUUCGAUCGAAUCUCCGUCGGAGCUCCGUCCGGCGCCUUUCUAAGAGCUAUCACCGUGGCUUCUUCCGGCCAACAACAAAGGCAACGUCAGAAUCUCAUCCGUAGGAAGUCCGAUUCGCCGUCGUCUGUCUGGAAUCCGACUGUUUCCGGCCCCAGCAGGCCAGUGUAUUCUGGAUCCGGAACCCCCGAUUUGGACCUCCCGUUUUGGCAAAGGACCUGGUUCAUAGUGUUCCUGUUUGUUAUGGCGCUCUCUUGCUUCGCAUUCGCCAUUGCUCUCCUCCUCACCCUAGAUUCCGAUUAUUCCACCAGCCCUGCCUCCGCCGCAUCUGAAGGAGUCCAGAUUACUUAUGGAUCAACAAUCAAGUUGAUGCACGAGAAGACAAAGGUCCGGUUGCAUUCACAUGAUGUGCCGUAUGGUUCUGGCAGUGGGCAGCAGUCCGUCACCGGUUUUCCAAGUGUAGAUGACGCCAACAGCUAUUGGAUCGUUAAGCCUGAACCAGAGUCUUCGGCAAAGCAAGGAGAUGCUAUUAAAACAGGAUCUAUUAUUCGACUGCAACAUAUGAGGACCAGGAGAUGGUUGCAUAGCCACUUGCAUGCAUCUCCGAUAUCUGGCAAUUUGGAGGUGAGCUGCUAUGGGGAUGACAAUGUGUCUGAUACAGGGGACUUCUGGAGACUUGAAAUAGAGGGAAGUGGGAAAACAUGGAGGCAAGAUCAGAAGGUCAGGCUUCUUCAUGUGGAUACUGGAGGGUAUUUACACAGCCACAACAAGAAGUACACUCGUAUAGCCGGAGGACAGCAAGAGGUUUGUGGCGUAAAAGAGAAGAAACCCGAUAACAUAUGGCUGGCAGCAGAGGGGGUAUACCUUCCAGUUCAUGAGGCCAAAAACUCCUAAUGUCUUUUGCAUAAUUGGGAGCUUUUAUCUUCACAUAACUUCACUGUGUCAGUAAACUUUCCCCCUCUUUUUUGUGAGUUAUAUAGCUUAGGUAAUGGUUUUAAUUCUCUCAAGAGUGAAAGAGAUAUAUAUGAAGCAAUUCUAAAACUGCAUAUGGUACUUAUAUGUUGGGCAGGGCAACCCUUAGGCUGCAAAAUGUAUUCAAGUCUUGGCACUAUACCAAUGUGUGGUUCACGUCUGUUAUUAUUAUCAUAGUAUGGAGUAUUAGAGUUUGUUCUCUUCAAAUUUUUUUUACUAAUUAUUUAUUUUUAUUAGAAGAAGAGUAAAUAACUUUAAGUAUA
Messenger RNA from Cuscuta campestris, 1517 nucleotides. Lineage: Eukaryota; Viridiplantae; Streptophyta; Magnoliopsida; Solanales; Convolvulaceae. The record is from the annotation of a GenBank genome assembly.